Molecule: messenger RNA, 3442 nt
Organism: Camelus dromedarius (Arabian camel)
Lineage: Eukaryota; Metazoa; Chordata; Mammalia; Artiodactyla; Camelidae
Gene: TSLIG2
Product: chromosome 33 C2orf49 homolog
Exons: 4
Coding region: 147-854 (235 amino acids)
Biological process (GO): embryonic morphogenesis
Cellular component (GO): tRNA-splicing ligase complex
Source: RefSeq, a predicted model, not a curated record
UUACCUGUUUCGCUCCCCGGGUGCUCCCCGGCGUGUGGCGCACCUGAGUGACGACACACCCGGGACCCCGCCCGGCGCGCGUCACUUCCGGGACGCUUCCUCGCGGGGCCUUGUGGGUAGCCGGCCGGGGUCUCCUGGCGACGACGAUGGCGGGGGAUGUGGCGGGCCGCGGCUGCGCGGAUUCGGAGCUCCUGCUGCACCCGGAGCUGCUGUCCCAGGAGUUCCUUCUCCUCACCCUGGAGCAGAAGAACAUAGCUGUUGAAAAUGACGUGAGAGUAAACAAAGACAGCCUUACUGAUCUUUACGUUCAGCACGCGAUACCACUGCCUCGGAGAGAUCUGCCAAAGAACAGAUGGGGGAAAAUGAUGGAAAAGAAAAGGGAACAACAUGAGACAAAAAAUGAGACUAAAAGUUUCAGGAGUGGCACCGUCGAUGGUCUACGAAAGAGAGCCCUUGUCAUGCUUGAGGGAAGCUCCACGAGCGCGAGCAUCAAGGUGAGGAGGACGGAGGACACGGACAGCGGCCGGCCCAGGCCCCCGCCACCGGCACGCGCCCCCAGCAGUGCCUUUCGGAAAUUGUCAGAUUCCUCUGCAAGUGUUUCACCCCUAAUUUUGUCUUCCAAUUUGCCUACGAACAAUAAGAUGGAACACAAUAAUAAUGACACUAAGCAGAACCAUGACUUAACGCAUAGGAAAAGCCCUCCGGGGCCCGUGAAGUCGCCACCUUUGUCGCCCGUUGGAACGACCCCGGUGAAGUUAAAGCGAGCAGCUGCCCCUCGGGAGGAUGCCGAGGCCGCGAAUAGCCUGAAGCCCCCAGAAGCAAAGAGGAAGAUACAGCACGUUACGUGGCCGUGAGCGGAAGUUUCCAAAAAUGUAAAUAUAACUGUAACUGUAGUUUUUCACACAAGUUCACAUAUAUUGACAGUAUUUACAGAGAUCUUGAUUAUUGUGGAAUUUUCUUAAGAGGUUUAAAUUAGGUUCAAAAAAUAAAGUCCUUUCCUUUCUCUUUCUCCCUCCCUUCCUUCCUUUAAAAGAAAAAAUUCUUGCCUUUCAUGCCUUGAUUAGGAAAAAAUUUCUUUUUAAACAAUCAGUUUAGUAGAAAUCAUUUAUUUGACUCCAGUCUAAUAAUUAGCUGCUAGUCUGGUAUAAAGCAUUCAGUGAAUUCUAGGAAUUAUUUUCAUUAGUCUGUUUUGGUCUUUGGGGAAAUUUGAGAUUUUUUUAAAAAUCAAAUCUUUUAGAAGCUUUCUUUCGUUUCCCAUGCAAAAGAAAUAAGAGUUCAUCGCAAUAUUUUAAUAAAUCCUGCCAAGCCCAUCCUCGAGGCUCACCACAGGAAGCGUGCUUGUAGUGCUGCCAGUCGCCCAGGCAGGACAGGCAGGCAGCGCUGCUGUCCUCGAAGUGCUCCCGUCCUUCUUUCCAGAAAAAUCCAAAGGGGUCAUCAGUGCCUGCCAUUGCUCCUUCUGUCCAGUCAUAACAGAGGUGGCUUGUUGAGAGUAGACCGGCCCCCACACGGUCCUGCCCUGCCCGCGCCCCCUGCGCGUCUGGGAGCUCCCUCAGCUCCUGGAAGCGUAACCUUUUCAGAGUGAAGCUGUCCUUAAAGUCUCCAGGUGAAGCAGUCACGUUAGAGGUGGUCCCUGAUGGCAGGGAGGUCACAGCAGAGGAACGGGGGUAGAAUUCUGGGACGGGAGAGUCCAGGAAUCCUGGCGGGGAGGGGACUCGGCGAAGAGGGGGUGCUGAGUCAGAUCCCCGCGGCCAGACGGGCUUCCGGCACUGUCACACGAGGAGGUGUCGUUUGUGUCAUGUGCCGUCACCCCCUUGGGCAGUGAGAGUCGGGAGAGUAGGGUCUUCGUGUUCACGGGUUCCGUGCCCACCUUUCUGCCGGUGUUUGUAACCAAGGGCGGGGGCAGCGUGCACGCCUCCCUGUGUGGUUGCUCUUCUCGUUGGGGUCUGGCUUCUCGGUACUUUUUACAGCAAUUCAUGCCUUUGAUUUGUUAAAACAAGCUUCUUGGUUCAGCUAUUGAAUAGCCUUACAAAAAGUUAAUUCAGCCUUGCAGGUAAGUACUGUACUAAAACUUUAACCCUGCAGUUUUUAGCUUUUCUGCCUUUAUCCAGACUGUAAAUCUGUACACCUAAGACAAAACUGACAGGCGCUAAGGCUGUGUAAACUGUUCAUGUGAUGGUGAAGUGGUAAACGUGUGGCUGUCUGCGGGGCUGGCGUUUGUAACGUUUUUGAAGGACAGCCGUCAUCCUGUACAUACUGUGCACUGAAGAAGGUUGUAAAAGCGCAGGUUUUAGGGCAGAAUGCCGAAUUGUAUUUUCUGUUCAGUUUUCUCUUCCAUCUGCAUUUCUCUCUUAGUUGAGAGAGUUAGCCAUUUGACGGUUUUAAGUCAGUGGAAAAUUAUUUUUAGUUACUCAGUGAAAUUAAUUUUUAAUUUGCGUAUUUAACUUACAGAGUAGGUUGGUAAUAACAGCUGUACUGUGUAACCUCGUUGCUUCAAAUUGAAGUUUAUCCUAUGAACACUCAGUCAGUGCUCAUGCAGCGCCUUCCCGAGCUAUUCUGAGUGGGAAAAGCCUGUGUCGAGUGCUGUGUCACGAACUCCAGCGCCCGGGCACCGACCCGCCAGGGGCGUGGACACGGCUCCGCAGACGGUGGCAUCUCGCGUGUCGCUUUGCAGGCUUUAGAUUCCAGGCCUCGACCUGAGCAGCAAACACCCGGACGGCUCCUCGCCUGCUGAUGUGGGCAGAUCUGGUUGCUUGGACUCUCUUGGGGGCAGAGCGCGGGGGGCCAUCGAGUCCCUUCCUCCCGUGGCCCGUGCUCUCCUUCCUCCCUGCCGCUCCCUCUUGUCCCCGGUUCCCCCUUUUCCUAUCCCCUUUCCUGUGGUCUCACUCUCUGCUCCCCUCCUUCCUCCACUGUCUGCUCUGCAGACCCUCAGCCCCAGGCCUAGGUUUGCAGAUUGUAAUCCUUGGCCCGCUGGUUCCCUGGGGCUGGAGCCAGAACCACAGACGCGGCGGGUCUGCAGAAGCCCCGUAGCACCAGGGCGCUGGCCUGCCCCCGGGCUGUGCAGCGCCGCGCCUUCCCGGGCGGCCUGCUGCUCCGGGUGGCUGCCGGCACUGGGCAAGGCUGGUUCCCACGACUAGAAGCCCAUCACGUUUCUGCUAGUAUUAAAGUUCUUCACAGCUGUAAUCAUUGCUCGCAGCAGUGUUCUGGUUGACUUCAGUUUUGAGGGAUGAUUCUGAAACUGAUCUAGAGACUCAUUCAAUAGCAACGACCUUUUAAAAACUUACAUUAAGUAAAACUGCCAGUAGAUUAAGUCAUAUGUGUGUCAGAGCUUCCUCUGCGUACUGCUGUGGAACUUCAUCAUUUUUAGAGGCUCCAAAAUGGUCAAUGUUUUCAAGUGUGCUCUUUUAUUAAAUGCUUGUGCAAGUUUUGUAACUCGGUACAGAAA